UCAGACUGUUUACACCUGCAGCUGUACAGAGACUCCAAAGACAGAUACAAACAGGGCCAAACCAAAGCUUCCCUUUCGCUGGAACAUUUUCUGGGAUUGGAGAGUGGUUUUACUUUAGAUAAGGAAUCAAAUACGGUAGCUAUAUUAUGUCAAGAUGUCGUCGUUGUUCUAGCAUUUGACAAUCGGGAAAGGCUUAUGCAAUGGCAGGUAAAAUUAAGUUCCCACCUGAACGACGGUCCUCAUUUCUUAGUCCUAGUGUCUUCCGCACCACCAAAGUCCAGAUUGCCUCCGGGUCCUGCUCGGUUGCACGUUCAAGAAAGAGGAUUCUGCCUAACUACGGGAGUUCCGCCCAGAGUGGCUGGUCAGUGGCUUAUUAGUAAUUUAAGGAGAUAUGGGGUAGUCGAAGGGCGGUUCUGCUUCGAAGGGGGUUCAAGGUGUAUAAAGGGUGAAGGGUUGUACGUACUGCUUACCGAUCAGGGAGAAGAGAUCACGACUACUUUAAAAGCGGCGUCUGUAGGAAAUUUGCAUUCUUCAAGGAGGAGGCCUGUUUCAAGAAAUAUGUCAGUGAUGGACAGUCCUCGUCGAGGACCGAUGCGCGCAACAGGAGGAAUAGGAUUAGAAUUAAGCGAAUCGUCCCUUAUUUCACGGGCGGAUUCUCCUUACACCGAUAUGGAGAGCAAUUAUGGCUGUGGUGAUAGUAUAUCAAAUGAUGGUUGGGGACCCCCGCCUAUAGAAAGAUGCAUGAGUUGUAUCAGCAAACUCGGUGCGAUGUCCAGGUCCUCGACUGCAACCGUAACAAUGGGAGCUCCGCCAUGUUGGGAGCAUACUUGUGAUCGCCAUUCAAUCAGCAGCAGCUCAGAUAGCAGCGGAUGGAGUCAAGCAGUUACCAAACCACCAGCUAGACCACCAAAGCCUGGAGUAACAUCACCUUCGGCAAAGAAGCCUGCUGCUCUACUUCCUCAACCGUCCUAUGAUAACUACGACAUUCCUAAGAUACCCUUUCCAGUGGAACCCAAAGCUGAUGAGCAUUACGAUACUCCUCGUAAACUUAAGGAAUGUAUUCAAGGAUUUGGUUUUGAUACCGUUCACAAACCAUGUGGUUGUGUAGUAAGAAUUCGCCAGCCAGAACCAGAGCGACCUUGCGUUUGUCAACGUCUAAUGUCUUGCUGGUCAGGCACCGAAGAUGUCCAUGCCAUAUAUGCCACCGUCGAUUACUCAAAGAAAACACACCGCCAGCAACCAGUUGCCACUGCAGCAAAUUAUGCCAAUUUAGCCCCAAUUCCUACGGUUACUACAACGACUGCCCCAACAUCUACCAAUUACGAAAAUAUGGAAUUUGCUCAAACACUUCAAUUAUACGAGAAUAGCAAAGACAUCGCCGAGAAGGCAAGAACACUGUGCACAAAAUGUGGACAUGCUCAAGAAGACUACCUCAUGAUGGAGCCAUCCAAUAAACCAUCGCAGCCUCAUCCAGGAUACAUACCAAUGUCUCCUGCUGUCAAACAACGCUUAGGAAAAGUGCUUUCAAACAGCAACCCAAAUCUUGGCCCUGCUUUAGAUCGUUCCAUGAAACCAUCUGGUUCUUCCAUGUUACAAGGUACCAUCUAUCAACGAAAGCAGAUUUUAGACAAUGCUGAUAACUUGGAUAUUCGAAGAAGAAGAUCGAACUCCGCAGAUUCUUCUACAAGUCGCUAUGAACCAGAGCCAGAGCCUGAAACAUCACCAUGUCACUGUACCCAUGCCAUAGCCGUAAGACGAUCAUCUUCAGUUCCUUGCAAAUCCAAUCGUGACUCCUCUAGCUCAAACGAUUCAGGGGUAUUUGAACUUCCCAGAAAGCCUCAAAUUUGCGCCAAUCAAACUCUUCCAAGACGUUCCAAGUCAUCCGAUCCUCUUAGAGAUUUAACGUUUCAGUUUACCAAAACAGAAACUAAAUCUGCUAGUGCUGAAGCUGAGGUGCCAGUAUGUCCUAACGGCUCUACUAGCAGUGGGACGUCUGAUAUGUCCGACUACUUUGAAACAUUGUCUUUGUCGUCCCACAGCUCCAGUGAUGCGCCUCCUCCAAGUUGCACUUUGAGGCCGAGAUCCGGAAACGAAUAUUUGAGUAUGCAGAGACUUAUUGCUCCUGUUCCCGAGGAGCGACAUUAAACUAGUCUAUUUAGAAGCAAUAAAAAUGGAUAGUUUCUAGUACAAUAUACAUAUUACUAAUAUUAUAAUUAUGUCUGUAAUCUUUUUCUGUAUAAAGGUAUUUACUUUAUAAAUAAAUUAUUCAUCAAU
Messenger RNA from Diabrotica balteata, 2274 nucleotides. The record is from the annotation of a GenBank genome assembly. Lineage: Eukaryota; Metazoa; Arthropoda; Insecta; Coleoptera; Chrysomelidae.